AUGAGGAAGAGAGCUGAGCUUAAGGCUGUUGUGUCUAACCUGGAGAGGCCUUGGGAGGUGGUGGAGAAACCCCCCAAACUGUUCUCUGUCAGGGCCGAUGAGCAGCUCAAGGUUUUGGCUGAUAGGUUUCAGAAGCCUGGUGGUUUUGACCUUUGGACUGAAAAUGAUGGACCUCAACUGUUUCAAACACCUGAUGAGUUGCCUUCUGCAAGGUUCUUUCCUAAAGGGGUUGUUCAUAGUAUCAAGCCUUAUAUGAAGGUUACUGGUGAUGAUUUGGUGGAGGGACCAAAUGUUUUGGAAGAGGAUGGCGAUGAAGAGCGUUGGUCAGAGGAUGUUGAUGACGGUGAGGGUGGUUCUUCUCCUUUGAACUAUGGGAGGAAUGGAGUGAAUGUCAGCGGGCGAUUGAGAAAGAAUGUGAAUGGAAGGAGGUAUUUGUCAGAGGAUGUUGAUCGGUCCCAUGGUGAGCGUUCUUCUCAUUUGAAUUCUGGGAGGAAUGAAAUUGAAUGUUCAUGGUGUAUUGAGAAAGAAUGA
Cicer arietinum (chickpea) is the source of this 531-nucleotide messenger RNA. NCBI's taxonomy places the organism in Eukaryota, Viridiplantae, Streptophyta, Magnoliopsida, Fabales, Fabaceae. The record is from RefSeq and is a predicted model, not a curated record.